Messenger RNA from Mya arenaria, 627 nucleotides. Its product is annotated as hepatic lectin-like. The transcript has 3 exons. Lineage: Eukaryota; Metazoa; Mollusca; Bivalvia; Myida; Myidae. The coding region runs from base 1 to 627 and encodes 208 amino acids. The record is from RefSeq and is a predicted model, not a curated record.
AUGGCGCCUACAUCAACAUCGCCGUCGACAACUGCGUCCAUAUCAACAGCCCCGUUAACAUCAACACCAAUCACAACAACAAAGCAUUCAACAACGCCAAUCACAAUAACGUCAACAACACGAACAGCCACCUCGCAGAUGCUUACUUCACCGACAGCAACUGCGUCAACGAAACCGACACAUUCACAUACAACUUCAACAUUUCCAUCAUCAACAACUCUGAGUUAUACGCAGAAGUGCCACGCGGCUGGAUAUCGCCUGCUGUCCACGGGCGACACCCACUUGUGCAUGCACCUCAAACACAGCAAACACUCAUGGAGCAACGCAGAGAAAGUUUGUGAACGAGACCAUGCGCGGCUUGUCGUCCUCGACACGCACGAGAAAGUGGAAGCUUUGAGACACACUCUAGACGGCAAUGACUACUGGAUUGGCGCAACAGAUGAUGACCACGACGACAAUUUCUCCUGGGUAAAUGGCGAGCCAAUCAGCGCCACUUUCUGGCUGUGGGGACAUGGAGAGCCGGACCGACAUCACGACUUUUGUGUCAUUCUGAAUGGCCAUGACCAUAAGAUGCACGAUAAAGGUUGUGCAGACAGUCACAUGUCGGUUUGUGAAAUACCUUUAUGA